AUGUCAACAACAGAGAACACAACAACAGUUAUAGUCCAUGAAGCUAUAAAUGAAGAAUACGAGUACAUACAGUUUAACAAACAACUCCGUCUCAUUCGUUCAGUCAAAGAUGACAUGUACCAAAUGCAAAGUAUUUUGACAGCAUGUUUUGCUCCAGAUACUAAGAAACCACAAGACUGGUUUAGGAACCAAAGCACUAUUGAACUAUUAAAUGAAGCUGAAAAUUCGACUACGAGAAAUCCCGUAGUCGCAAAAACUCGAGUGGGAGAAAAACCCCAGUCGCCAAAACUCUAUGAAAAUCGUGAAAAAUUGCCAAACGGUUUGAGAGGAUAUUAUGUACAUAGACUUCUUGUAAAUGCUGUUGCAAUGUGGGCUUCGCCUCGUUAUGCUUGGUAUAUUUACAGACUUCUUGACGAAAUUCAUAGACAAGAACGUGAAGAGAUGGAAAACAAGCUUGAAGCAAAAGACAAAAGCAUUCAGAAAAGAAUACCACGUUCGGUACCAAAAGGAAAGGAAAAGAACUAUAAGUAUAUGAUUUAUACUGAAGAGAUGGAAAAUGAAGAAGAUAAAGAUAUGGUUAUGUUGCAUUUAGUCAGAAGAAACAACAAAAGCUUUUACGACCUUGCUAAGAUUUACAAAUCUGACAGAAAUUGGUUCUAUCGCGAAAACUUACCGAUUUCAAUGACCCCAAAUGAAGAUGUGAAACAAAUAGUUCAAGAUACGUUACCUCAAACACACUAUGAUAUGAAAGGUUGUACAAUACUUACCUUCAAAGAAGACUUACCGCUACUGAAAGAAAAAAUAACAGA
Trichomonas vaginalis G3 is the source of this 809-nucleotide messenger RNA. RefSeq names its product KilA, N-terminal/APSES-type HTH, DNA-binding family. The annotation marks the transcript as partial. NCBI's taxonomy places the organism in Eukaryota, Parabasalia, Trichomonadida, Trichomonadidae. The record is from RefSeq and is a predicted model, not a curated record. The transcript has a single exon.